UUGCCAGAGCCGAAAUAUUUUUGUGCCUUUCAGACAAAUUGAAUUGGAAUCUGACAAAAACAGAUGAUUGAUGCAAGGGAAAAAACCUAAUUGCGCACAUGUGUGUUGAUUUCUUCCUGUUCUUCCAAAACCUUACAACGAUUGAAUGCGUGGAUUUGCUAACAAAUAUCAGAGUCACCAUCGUUCAAUAAUCGAAUAUAAACGGUCGCUAAUUUUUCUCUCUCUCCGUGUUUCGGUUGAAACUGUUCUGUAAUUGAGCAACUUGAGCAGCAGCUGGGAAACGUUCACUUUGGGGAGAUUUCAGAUAUUUUCUUUUGGUGAUGGUUCUUUAAUCACCGCCGCAUGUGAGCAGGACUCCCCUGAUGUUGAAAAAAAAUUUUGCUCGGUGAUAAGUAACCGUGUAAUGUAUACAUAAAAUGCGCGUGCUGGGGCAAGGGCAAACAAGUUAUUAUAAAGGAAUUGUGCAAAACUAAAGUACUUGAAAAAGAUUCGUAACGCAAGACGGUAUGAUUCUGUUAACUCUUGCGAUUGCCUUAUUUAUGUUCACCAUGAAGUCAUUCGCUGACUUCCGUUGCCCCGUUCUGGAGAAGCAGACGUCAUGCACGUGCCGAGAAGACGUCUGGUGGAACAAUGACAGACUGACCAUCGUGAACUGCAGCCAUGCAAAUCUAAAAACGAUGCCUAAUUUAUCAUCCCUGUCAAACCGCAACGUGACAAAGCUUUUACUGCGCGGAAACAAUAUAUCUUCAAUCUCCCUAUCGGAUUUGGGUUUUAAGAACAUCACAGAGCUAGAUUUAAGCAAAAACACAUUGGAGAACCACGCCAUCGGGGCUCUCUCACAGCUUGCACCCUAUAUAACAAAGCUCAAUUUGGCACGCAAUCGAAUAGUCAUCGAUCAAGACUUAAUGUUCAUGAAAGAUUUAAGUGUUUUAACAGAGCUUAUAAUGGAUUCAAAUAUGAUCCAUAAUUAUCAAAAUGAUGUCCAGGUCCUCCCAAAUGACAUUUUCAGAGAUCUGCGUUUACACUCGCUUCGCAAACUGAGUUUGAGUUCCUGCGGAAUCACUUCCAUAGGGCCGCGGGCAUUCGUCGGGUUGGAAUCAAUCAAAGAGAUCGAUCUCACCUAUAAUUAUUUAGAAAAUGUGCCAUCGGCAUUGUCACAUCUGCGAAAUCUGCAAAAGCUAUUCCUGGGUGGAAACGACAUAUCAACAAUAGCAACAAACAGUUUUCACUCUUUGACAAGUUUGGAAAAAAUAGUUCUAGACUACAACGAACUGUCUUCGAUAGAAAAUGGCGCCUUUGCAGGACUGGAAGAGAGUCUCAAAGAACUCGAGCUUCAUGGUAAUUAUCUACAACAGAUACCGUCUGCCGCGUUGAAACCACUGAGGAAACUUCUGUUUUUAAAAAUAUCAAAAAACGACAUCAGAACCAUCCACAAUGCAUUUCAGGGCAAUUACCAGCUAGACAUGCUAUAUCUUGACAGCAACCCACUGACCUUUACCAAAACUACAUUCCAGGGACUAGAAAAUUCGCUAGAGACUUUGUUUCUGAGGGAAGUAGGGAUGACAAGUAUACCCGUGUCUUCUCUAGCCCCUCUCAAAAUGCUAUCAUACUUGGACGUAUCUCAUAACCAUUUCCAUCGGCAAACGUUUGAUACCAGUUUAUCUACUUUAUCAAUUAAAACUCUGGUCAUGAGUAAUAACAGCCUCGUGCACAUAUCUCCCUCAGCAUUCUCAAACAUGCGACACUCGAUUGGACUCGACUUAGACAACAAUAAUAUAUCGGACAUUUCAUUUAUUGUCCAUGCACCCCUAUGCUCUUUCAGUUACGUAGAUAUAACGGGUAAUCCACUCGAAUGCGAUUGUGACGUUGAAGAAAUUUUGCACAGUGGCACCAUUUUUGACAUGGGAUUAACAGGUUUUUGCAAACUACGUAAUACUGUGUAUGAGCUUGGAAGCUCUAAACUUGAGGAACAGCUACAUGGGUUUUGUAACAGGAGUGAAAGGAUAGUUUGGUGCCCAGGAAAGUUCGAGUCGAAUCGUGCGGUGCAAUCAAACGCAGGAUUAACUUUGAUGAAUGUGUGGAUAUGCUUUGUUUCUGUUCUCCUUAACAAGAGCUACAAAUAAAAUA
Messenger RNA from Magallana angulata, 2127 nucleotides. RefSeq names its product insulin-like growth factor-binding protein complex acid labile subunit. The transcript has 2 exons. NCBI's taxonomy places the organism in Eukaryota, Metazoa, Mollusca, Bivalvia, Ostreida, Ostreidae. Bases 507 to 2123 code for a protein of 538 amino acids. The record is from RefSeq and is a predicted model, not a curated record. Gene Ontology annotation, molecular function: protein binding.